This is a messenger RNA of Seriola dumerili (greater amberjack), 1771 nucleotides long. RefSeq names its product lymphocyte activating 3 (gene lag3). The record is from RefSeq and is a predicted model, not a curated record. Gene Ontology annotation, molecular function: protein tyrosine kinase binding; MHC class II protein binding. The transcript is spliced from 8 exons. The coding region runs from base 74 to 1522 and encodes 482 amino acids. Lineage: Eukaryota; Metazoa; Chordata; Actinopteri; Carangiformes; Carangidae. Gene Ontology annotation, cellular component: membrane raft; external side of plasma membrane. Gene Ontology annotation, biological process: T cell activation; positive regulation of ERK1 and ERK2 cascade; interleukin-15-mediated signaling pathway.
CAGAGAAAGUCAAGCACAUUCAAGAGUGUGAAAGAGAUUACAGGAAAGUUUUUGGAUUAAUUUGAACAGCAAAAUGAUGUUGAUGGAGUGUUUCAUCCUUGGGAUGCUUACCUUUCUCAUGACAGGAGUUCGAUGUGAGGUAACAGAGGUGUUUGCUGAAGCAGGCUCUCAGGCUGUACUGCCAUGUAAAUGUACAUGCACAUCCUCUACUGAGCCUGCCAUCGUCUGGAGUAAAGUCAACAAAGGCACUGUCUGGAGAAAGCAGAAGAACGGUCUGCAGUACAGGGGUUCUAGCUGGUUAGAGAAGGGGAUCAAACGUGUGGACUGCCCCCACUCUCAGUUUGAAAGAAGAGACUACAGCCUGCAAAUCAAGAAUGUCAGGGAGGAUGAUGGAGGGCUUUACUCCUGCAGCAUUGAAUUUGAAGACCAGAUUGUCAAAAACAUUGUCAUGCUAAGAGUCAUUACAGUGUCCUUCUCUCCACCGGUUCUCAUAUCAAGGAGUUAUGUUUCAAUCACUUGUGGUGUGACUCCUUGGCUUAAUGAAGCAUCCGUGCAGUGGAUGCUGAACAACAGCCCAUUUAUUCCACAGACUGGAAUCACCUUAAACAGAGACACUUCUAAAAGCGUUGUGAGUGGAAAGGUAACGGAGGGACUGACGGGAAACUGGACCUGUGUGGUGAGCUACAAGGGCAAAGCGGGGCGAGCUUCAGCAGCUCUGUCUGUGAGAGGAAUCAUCCAGCCAUCCAAUGACAACACCAAGGUGUAUGCAGCUGUGGGGUCUGCAGUCACUCUCCCCUGUGUCUUCUCCCCUGAUUUAGACCCCUCUAUUCCAACCUGGGAAAAACUGCAACCUGGGUCUCUGUUAAAACCUGUUCCAGGCCACCUCCGUCCCUCUUUUUCUCCAUCCAAACAGUCCCCUAAACUCCCCUCUGAUAUGUCUGUCAGUGUGAAAGAAGUUGAAUUUAAGGACAAGGGCAAGUACAGAUGCUCUGCGACCGUACAAGGACAAAAGCUGACUCGAGAUAUCCAGCUCGUGGUUGCCAAAAUUGACAGCAGCGUCUUGUCAAAGAAAAAAGACUCCGUAACGCUGACCUGCCAACUGUCAGACAUGAGCGAGGUCACUGACUAUGAGUGGGUUCAUGUGACCUAUGAUAUCAAUGGCACCCAGUCAGUUGGGUCCAUCCAGAAGGGGAAGACUCUGAGUAUCAGCCAGGUGUCAGAGGAGAACUGGGGCGAAUGGGUAUGUCGAUUCUCCAGCAAAGAUGGCAUUUUGGGAAACGUGACAUACCACGCUCAACUGAUGAGUGGUCUGAGGGGACAAAAAUCCUCAAGUUUCUCACAGAACACCGGUGCUGUGGUUGGGCUCAGUCUUCUCCUCCUUGUUCUCCUGCUGAUUCUGGCUCAGAUGUACAAGAACCACCGAAGGAGGAGAAGGAUCUUUCAAUACCCUGCGCUGGAGACAAUUGUUCAUACCAUCUCCAAUGAGCGGGAGGAGAGAGAAAGAAGCCGAGUGAAAAUGUAAAGAUACGUUAAAGCAGAAGCAUCACAGGAAAUAUUUUUAAAGUGAAAUCAAACUUCUUCAUGCCCGCAAUAUGUAUAUGUUACUUUUGUUUGCACAGAUUUUGUAAAUACUUUCAGAGCAGACGUUGUAGCAGCACUCGUCAUUGUUUUAAUAAAAAUCUAAAUUGAAUGUUGUAUAUUACCCUGUUGUUUUAGCUGUAAAUGCUUUUGAUUGUUUUAUAUGAGGAUUUUUUUGCAUGUAUGGUACAUA